CCGUCGACCCCAUCUCCUCCCCUUCUCCAUUCAUCUCUGCACCCCAUUAUUGAACAAAUUAAUUCACCUUUUCCCACUCUUUUCUUUAUUUAAUUAAAUUAUUCUAAACCCCCAAAAUUUAAUUCACACUACAAACUCCAAUGCUCCGAAACCCCGCAACAAAUUGCUGAAACACAGAGAAAAGUAGAAAAUAAUUAAAAACUCCCCCCUAAAUUAAAGUUAUCAAAAUCCAAAUAAAAACACACUUUUUCAUUAGAUUUUCCAAGAAGAAUCCAAGGUACAAAUACAUCAAAACCCUCAAAUUUCUUCCAUUUUUUUUCCCUUUUCUUUCUUCCCAAUUCCAACAAAUCUCAAAAAAAAAGUGGGAAAAUUUCCAGAAACUUUGGACAAAAAAAGAUGGGUGAAUAUUAUAGAUCCAAGUCAUAUGCAGAUGGAAGAAUGGAAAUAGAGGUAUAUUAUGGUGAAAAUAAUGAAAAACCCACAAACAAUACAUCAACAAUUUCAUCAAAUAAUAAUGGUGAUAAUACUUAUAAUAAUGGUGGAUUACAUGAAAUGAGGUGUUACAGUGCAUCUUAUGUAACAACAUCACAGCAACAGCAGCAGCAGAUUCCAAAGGAGUUGAAGAAGGGUAAAAGUGUAAAUGCAUCAUCAAAAGCUGGUUGGUGUUUUAGUGACCCAGAAAUGGCAAGGAAGAAAAGGGUUGCUAGUUAUAAAGCUUAUAGUGUUGAAGGUAAAAUUAAGAAGUCUUUUUCUAAGAGUUUUAGAUGGAUUAAAGAUAGGUACUCUAAUAUGCUUCAGGGUUGGUAAUUUCUACCCCUUUUUUUAUGAUUAAUUACUAUUUUUAGUAUUUUUAUUAUUUAUUCUCUGAAAAAAGAGUUGGAAAAAAUAUUAAAUUGUGUAAUUUUGUUUAGUGUUGAGCUUGUUUGUAUCUUUUGGAAGUGAUGUAGAUUACAGUAUUUGCUAAUUUAUGAGAUGAUCAUCUUUAAGAUUUAAGGCUUUAA
This is a messenger RNA of Chenopodium quinoa (quinoa), 1001 nucleotides long. RefSeq lists its product as uncharacterized. The record is from RefSeq and is a predicted model, not a curated record. Bases 397 to 807 code for a protein of 136 amino acids. Lineage: Eukaryota; Viridiplantae; Streptophyta; Magnoliopsida; Caryophyllales; Amaranthaceae. The transcript has a single exon.